This is a messenger RNA of Oppiella nova, 1188 nucleotides long. NCBI's taxonomy places the organism in Eukaryota, Metazoa, Arthropoda, Arachnida, Sarcoptiformes, Oppiidae. The record is from the annotation of a GenBank genome assembly.
AUGUCUAAAAAUCCACCGAAACAUGUCUUCAUUGUGUUGCCGCCGAUUAUUAAGGAAAACGAUAGCAGUAGAGUAGAGCUGAUGUUUGGGCCAAUUGUCGACUUUAAGCGCAAAUUCUGUUUUCAGGUCAAAGUAGAAUGCCAUACCAGUGCCAGUAAUCCCGGAGCUGUGAUUACACUACUGAAAAACGGCAAGAAUAUGAGGGCUCUAUCACAAGAAUUCAGUGAUGCGGAAAACUAUCAAAACAUAAGUGUCGCUAAAAUAACCAAAAGCUUUGCGACAAUUGUUGUGUCGGUUGAAGAUAAUGAAAGUGUUAUAACAUGUUUAGCGACAAAUCCUGUCAUAUCUGAAGGAGUGGUCAGAGCGGAUGAGGUGUUGUCUGUCUAUUGUAAGUCAUUCUCACCACGAUUCGAGGGCUGGGAGACGCACCUGGAGCUCAACGAAUUCGAGAAUAAAGUGGUAAAUCUAUCCGCAAAAGCAAAUCCUCCAGUCGUUAGAUACUCGUGGAAAUACGUUCAGAAAUUUGGGUCCAAUAGCGGCCAUAGAAAUGGUCUCAACGAUGACUACUCCUUAUCGUUGAAUAGAUCUGAAGAGCUGUCAGAACUGGGAACUAAGGGCUCCAUCCGAGCGCAGGGAUCACUACUUUAUAUAACUAAUGUAUCGCGAGCUGACUCCGGAUUAUAUGUGUGCAUCGCUUCCAACAAAAUAGGAGAUUCCAGCGCUUCCUUACUUCUCGAUAUCCCACUGCUAUCCCCCGUUCCCCGCGAAGGGGACUCUUAUUUUCAAUUACACUGUAAAGUGGACUCAAAUCCAGUGACAAAAGUCAAAUGGAGGAGAGAAGAGACCGACAGCGAUGAGAAUAUCGAUUGGUUUAGAGCUAAGAUUGAUAGCAAUAACCAAACGUCUAGUAAAUCACCGGUCGAUCAAAUUCUUACAUUUUUCAAUAUCACUCGAUCUGACGCCGGAGUCUAUACCUGCUAUACAUUGCGAGAUAUGAAGCAAAUUAUAGUUAACGUUAUGUUUAAGCCGACGAUCAUUAGAAAUAACCUGAAAAUAGCGGCUGAUAUCGGAGAAACUCAAAGCAUUAAAUUUGUUUGUUUAGCCAAUGCUUACCCUUAUGUGCACUUCAAUUGGAGCUCUAAUAAUAAGGAUAUUAUAUCAGACAAUAAUUGGGAAGCGAUGAAGUGA